Athalia rosae (coleseed sawfly) is the source of this 620-nucleotide messenger RNA. It is a transcript of the gene RpS17, whose product is annotated as 40S ribosomal protein S17. The transcript has 3 exons. Gene Ontology annotation, cellular component: ribosome. The record is from RefSeq and is a predicted model, not a curated record. NCBI's taxonomy places the organism in Eukaryota, Metazoa, Arthropoda, Insecta, Hymenoptera, Athaliidae. The coding region runs from base 156 to 551 and encodes 131 amino acids. Gene Ontology annotation, biological process: translation. Gene Ontology annotation, molecular function: structural constituent of ribosome.
CGAUACCUAAUUUGCGAAAUUGAUUUUACCGAUAAUGGCCAAUUGAAGAUACUUCGGACGCGCUGAAAUUUAGUUAUCAAAGUCUUCACCAGAGCCGGAAACCCUGGACGUUCUCUUUCGGUUGAGCUAGCUCCUUUUCCGGUACACCAGCAAUCAUGGGUCGCGUUAGGACGAAGACCGUCAAGAAGGCCGCAAGGGUCAUUAUUGAGAAAUAUUACACUCGUCUCACGUUGGAUUUCCACACUAACAAAAGGAUAUGUGAAGAAAUCGCCAUCAUUCCCAGCAAACCCCUGAGGAACAAGAUCGCUGGAUUUGUUACACAUUUGAUGAAGAGACUACGUCACAGCCAGGUGCGAGGUAUCUCUAUUAAGUUGCAAGAGGAAGAAAGGGAACGCAGAGACAACUACGUACCCGAAGUUUCCGCUUUGGAACAUGACAUCAUCGAGGUCGAUCCUGAGACCAAGGAGAUGUUGAAAAUGCUUGAUUUCAGCAACAUUUCUGGUCUGCAACUCACACAGCCCGUCACUCAUCAGUUUGGCAGGCGUACAUAAAUACACGACACUCCGUAUCUUUGUCAGAUUUACUUUUUUACUGAAUAAAGAUGUAAACUGACACUCCUA